Molecule: messenger RNA, 2166 nt
Organism: Neospora caninum
Lineage: Eukaryota; Apicomplexa; Conoidasida; Eucoccidiorida; Sarcocystidae
Exons: 2
Coding region: 1-2166 (721 amino acids)
Source: RefSeq, a predicted model, not a curated record
AUGUUCUCCAGGCCCGCGCCGUCUAGAGGCGGUGUGCCGAGCAGUGCUCACGGGGGCGCCGUGAUGACUUCGGCGCUCCAGAUGCGACAGCAGGAGACGAGAAAGACCGAAACGCAGCUUGCCUGCCAACCUGUCCACCCCGUCAAGGGAGAGAACCGUCCUGUUGUCGCGAAAAACCACUUUGUGGACGCGGAUUGUGAGGAUCCAGUUAGGCGGCCCGAUGAAAACACGCCACCGCAAAAGCCGCAAAUGCAGGCUUUCCCUGCAACAGCCGCCACUCGUCCAGCUUCCUCCGGCUCGGUCCAGCCACCUUCACGUCUCUCUCCCGCCCCACAGUCUUCUGGGGCCCAGACCGCGCGCCAAACCCAGCCCGAGUUGUGCUCGUGGUCCAGUCUGCCUCCUCUCUGCAGCGAACGCUUCUCGUCCUUUGCUCCGCCGAAGAGCGACGCAGCCCACUGCGGCGGGGAGCGAAUCUGCGAAUGUAUGCUCGUGUACAACGCCCUUGUCCAGAGAGUAGCCGCUGUGUCCGAGCAUACACCCGAACCGUGUUCUGCCAGUGUCUCCACAGCGGCGUCGACACAGCCGCCGACGCGCGUCUUUCCGGCAGGAGGCGAGGACUGGGAAGCAGACGUCACUCUCUUGACGGCGCUCCAGUCAGUGGCGAAGCAUCACCCAAGUUGGCUGUACAGGUCCAGUCUGUUGCGGAGUCCCCUGUCGGGGAGUCCCCCGUCGGCAACCCCCCCGGUCUCCUCUCUGUGCGUCUUCAUCGCGAGUCGGACACAAAGCCUGCGCAGCAUCGUGGCGCGGAGCGCGCUCCGCACUGCUGCGACUCUCUUCCGAGCCUCUCGUCUGUACCGAAGUGCCCGCGGGGAUACGAACGGCGUGCGCGCCUGUCACUGCAGUUGCCCGUGCUGCGGUGUAGAAGGACGCGCCUCCGGUCGCGAGGGUCGCUGCUGCGCGACAGCCAGAGGCGAGCCUGCCGAAGAGGAACGCCCUGGAAAAGAACCUGAAGAGGCGUUCUGGACACUCUGCGAUCACCUCUUGCCCAUUUUGUUGGCGAAGGCAGGAGCCCGCGACAAGAAGUUCUUGGCCAUGGAGGCGGAAGACGCCCUGGACAUCAUUGCUACGUGCGUAGCCACAGCCGAGUCUUCGUCGCUCCUCUCCGCCACGGUUGAACAUCUACGAGGGCACCUCCGCAGCGUCCGAACGAUGGCAGCUGCGGCGCGCCUCGCCCAGAAGGUUGCGGAGCAACUGCUGGAGACGCGCGUCCAACCGGCGAAAUCUGCAGGCGCCCAGCCUCGAGCCUGCGGCAAAGACGCUGAAACCGCUGCCGACGGGCAAUGCGCACCUGGUUUGGCGUCUCAGAAGAGGCCGAGAACAGGCGACGGCGCUCUGUCUUCUUUCCCGCAUGCAGAGUUCUAUUGCCUCCCCGUCUCGCUGCUUCCGCUGCUUCUGGCCUUUGCUCGCGCGCAACACGCUCCAGCCAGGAAGGCGGCGCGGUGCGCGAUCGUGAAGUUCGCGAAGAGUCUGCUGCCUUGCGUCCCCCACGACGGCGAGCUAACCACGGGGAAUUCAGACUGGAAAGUUCAGCAAGUGCUAGAGUGGCUACAGACCUUGUUAGCUGAGGCUGACCACAGCAGUGAACGCAAGAGGGCAAAGGGGAGCGGCGCGCAUGCAGACGAAGCCAGUGUUAGCUGCCAAGAAGGCAGUCGAGCAGAUAAAGACAGCCUGCGUCUUCUCGCGGAAUGCGUUCGGUCCGCCGUCGCGGACUGCACAGUACCAGAGGGGAAACCGACACUCUUUGUGUCGCCGCGGAUGCCGCUGUUCAAGAGACGCGCAGUCGCCAACCGGCAAGGUAGGAAGUCGGUGGAAGUGCACGAGUUUGCGGUGGCGACUAGAGUGUCUCUCCCGGGAGAAACGGAGGCUACAGUUCUCCCGAGAUCCACGCGUUUGACAGGCGGCGAGCCGUCCGAAGAUCGACUGGACGAGAUGGCUCGAGAAGCGACACCGGAACACCCAGAAGCUGAAGAGAGAGCCGAAAAGCUAUGCACGGCCGCAGCAUCCAAUGAAGGGAUUGCGCGGAGCACGACAGCACCGUCCAGUUUGUGCCAUCGCCAGACAGUCUCUUCUGAGGUUGUGGCGGGCGACUUCAAGUCGAGCUCGUAG